AUGGCCCUCAUGAUGGCUCAGCCUCCACGCUGCUGCUGGACCCCAGUCCACUUCAGAUCCAGGCCGGGUUUCCUCCUUGUCAUAGGCACCAAGCCCGAGAGCCUCUGGGAUGAAGCCACUGGCACAGCCAAGACCCAAACCCAAACCCGCCAAACCCGCUGCACCCCAGAGCGCAGGGACCGCACAGACAGCGGAGGCCAAGCCCUUGACUUUAUGGUGGCCACAGAAGGCGAUUCUGAGGAGGUGAUGGCCUUCUUGAGGUACAUAGGUGGCCUGAACUACCUUCCUAGCCACCACCACAGCCAACUCAGGAAUCCCCAGUGCCCUAGAGCGUUGUUCAAGCACAAAGGCAGAGUGAUCUUGCUUCUCCUGGGGAAUCCAGGGACAGGAGGCCUUAUCCCUGGCUCCCCAACACCCCACUCCACAGACUUUUUCAAGUCAGUUCUUCUGAGGGGCCUGAUUAUACUUUUGGAGCAAUUCAACACAUCAGUGCUGCUGAAGGGGCUGGGCACACGGCUGGCAGUCACCUUCUCGCCCCUGCCCACCAAGACAGGGGUCGGAGGCAGACGGCCUCCUGCUGUGCCAUCCAUGCUUCCAGGCAGGACCCUCAUCCAGUACUGGCAGCCCUACCCGCCAAGCAAGAGCAACCUGCACCUGCUGCUGGGCACGCCUGUUCCCAUCCCAUCUGACAGCAACUACACCAGUGGCACUGCCCCCAACAUCAACACUUUCAGCAGUAACAGCACGAAGAUUCAGAGCCAGCUUCUCUGGCACUUGUAACACCAGGCCUUGCUUCUUGCCCGACUCAGCAUCGUGUACCAGCUUUUCCUGAUGCAGUUGUGGGCACAGAGAGUUGACUUCUGCCAGGAACGUUCCUGA
Suncus etruscus (white-toothed pygmy shrew) is the source of this 879-nucleotide messenger RNA. It is a transcript of the gene NAT16, whose product is annotated as N-acetyltransferase 16 (putative). Lineage: Eukaryota; Metazoa; Chordata; Mammalia; Eulipotyphla; Soricidae. The record is from RefSeq and is a predicted model, not a curated record.